AUGAAUAGUGCAAGUAAUAUGGUAAUUGACAUGCUUGGAAAGGUAUCGACAAAAGAUGCAACAAACUGCAAACAGAAUGUCGAGAGAUGCAACAGUUUUGAGCCGUUAUUGAUAAGAGUACUGAGGUAUAUGCAUCAGAAAAUAGUAGUAGUAUUACCUUUUAUGAAAUCACGGCUCCAAGCUUUUAAGCAGUUUACUCGGUUUGUAUCAUGCAAAAGCUGUGGUGUUGAGUUGCAAUCCAAGAAUCCUUCUGUGACAGGCUACUAUAAGCCUCCUCGCGCUGUCAGGAAAGAUGCUGGCACCAUUGAAGAUUUGAAGUAUUUAAUGUUCACACAAGAACUUCAGCUAAAAAAACAUGAAAUCGGGCUACUUGAUCCAGACACCGAUCCAGAUUAUAAAGAACCUAUUCCCAAAAGAUUGGUUUGUAAAAGAUGUGUCGAUGCUAUAAGUCAUAACAGGUACAACUCAUCUGAUUUUCCAAUUCAUUCUUUCAACGAUAUAAAGGGCGCUUUGCCGCAUGCUGCAAACGUAUACCACGUUGUGUCUUUGUCUGACUUUCCCUUGUCAUUAGACAAAACUAUCCUGGCAGAAAAGAAUAAUAGAAACUAUUUACUACUUUCAAAGGCUGAUCAGAUCACAUACAAGUCAUCAAUGCUACCACAUAAAGGGAGUGCUUUUUUUGCGGAAUUUUGUAGACGUCAUAUAGGCGUACAUGUUAAGAAAGUAGUAUUGUUCUCUAACCCAAGAAAUUGGAAUAUUCCAUCAGUGAUAAAUGCUUUGGCUAAAAGAUGCUAUUUAUUGGGUAAUCCUAACGUUGGGAAAACGUCUCUCAUUAAUUCUUUGCUCCAUGAAAAAUCAACAAGUUUCCAAGCUCAACUUGAUAAGAGAGGCAACGUUAUUGGUCCUCCAAAAGGCCACGAACAAAUACAAAGUACUCGCCGUAGGGCCAUCUUCAAUGAAGGUGGAGUAUCACAUAUUCCCAACUUUACCAGAACCAUGCAAACUUAUUUGAUAGAAGAUAAAGUUGUGAACGAUUUACCAGGGUAUACAAUGGAUCCUACUAAAGUAUCCGAUCUAGCGAAUUAUAUCGAGAAGGAAACGCUUGAUAACAUAAGGAAAACCUCAAAGUUUAAGAUUGAUAAACUGAUAAAACAAAAUUACACCUCUUUGACGGGUUCAAAAACUGGUAAAUGCCUGUCUUUUGGAGGAAUUUUUCAUCUUGUUCCACCAAAUUCCACUAUAAAUCAGGUGGUUAAUUACAUUCCUCUUCCGGAGCAUGAGUUUUCAAAUGUCGAAAAGGCUGUUAGCUUAUCUCUAGAGGUGCUACAGUCAGAAAAUCAUUCACUUCGCCAAUUUUUUGCUCUCAAGAAACCAUUUACUGACAUUAAGAUGUUUGAUAGGCACGUAAUUCCUCCAUUUAAUGGAGCAAUCGAAAUUGUUCUAAAAGAUAUCGGAUAUUUUCAAGUUAAACCUACUGGAAAAUAUGGUUUCAAUGGUCUUUAUGAACUCUGGGUCCCUAAAGGUAUCAGGGUAUGCAUUAGAGAACCGUUAUCAAAAUUGAUAUCAAAAAGCUAUGAAAAGUAUAUUGAAAGUGGAGACAUCGCCGAUGUUUGUCCAACCGAUCGUCCACUAAUUUCAGACACCUAUAUUAUGAACCAUACCGAAGAAGAUACAUUUGCCAGAAUGAGAGAAAUGUACAUCAAUAGGACUUCAAAAGAUAUUCUCUCAAGAAGACUUCUUCAAAAAGAUCCCAACGAUAUAGUUGGAACUCUUCAAAGCCCACCAUCAAACUUGUACUGGUAUUACAAGUGGUGA
This is a messenger RNA of Kluyveromyces lactis, 1815 nucleotides long. RefSeq names its product Gep3p (gene GEP3). Bases 1 to 1815 code for a protein of 604 amino acids. The record is from RefSeq and is a predicted model, not a curated record. Gene Ontology annotation, cellular component: mitochondrion. Gene Ontology annotation, molecular function: GTP binding. Lineage: Eukaryota; Fungi; Ascomycota; Saccharomycetes; Saccharomycetales; Saccharomycetaceae. The transcript has a single exon.